CUCUCUCUCUCUCUCCUUUGCUCUUCCUCUCUCUUUCUGUCCCACCCUCAGACACCCACACACACACACUCUCUCUGUCGUCCUGUCCGUCCGUCUGAACCAGCACAGCAUCUCUUAUCUUCUUUUCUCCUCUCUCUUAUUUGUCACAUCAUGUCUGCAAACGGCGCCGACGGGGACUUGCUGCAGAUCCCUCUGGGUCUCAUCAACAGCGAGGGGAAGUAUCUGACGGCGGAGACCUUCGGCUUCAAAAUCAACGCCUCGGCCAGCAGCCUGAAGAAAAAGCAGACGUGGACACUGGAGCAGACCGGGGAGGACGGCAGCGUCGUGUUCCUCCGGUCCCACCUGGGCCGCUACCUUGCCACGGACAAAGACGGAAACGUGACUGCGGACAGCGAGACUCGGGGCCGGGACUGCCGGUUCGUCAUCACCGAAGCCAACGGGCGGUGGUCGCUGCAGUCCGAGCCACACGGUCGGUUCCUCGGUGGCAGCCAGGACCGGAUCACCUGCUUUGCUCAGACAGCCUCACCGGCGGAGCAGUGGAGCGUGCACCUGGCCGUGCACCCGCAGGUCAUCCUCUACAGCUUCGCGCGUAAACGCUUUGCUCACCUGAGCCCCCAGGAGGUGUCAAUAGACCGGGAUGUGCCCUGGGGGGUUGACUCGCUUGUGACAUUGGUGUACAGGGACCAGCGCUACCAUCUGGAGACGUCUGACAACCGAUUCCUCCGCAAUGACGGCAGCCUGUCCACAAAAACGGACAAAGACACCGGGUACAUGCUGGAGUUCCUCUCCGGUAAAGUGGCAUUCCGCGACUGCAAUGGUCGCUACCUGGCACCCAUAGGCCCCACCGGCACAAUGAAGUCUGGGAAGGGCACCCGGGUCGGGAAGGAUGAACUGUUUGGCCUGGAGCGGAGCCACGCGCAGGUCGUGCUGACUGCGGGGAACGAGAGAAACGUUUCCACGAGGCAAGGCAUGGACCUGUCAGCCAAUCAGGAUGAAGAAGGGGACCAGGAAGUCUUCCAGAUGGAGAUGAGCCGUGAGGACAGGAAGUGUGCCUUCAGAACUGCUGCUGGGAAAUACUGGACCCUGACAGCAACCGGAGGACUGCAGUGCACCGCCUCCACCAAGUCUGCCAACAGUUUCUUUGAACUGGAGUGGCGUGACGGUCGUGUGUGUGUACGUGCAGCAAACGGCAAGUAUGUGAUCGCCAAGAAGAACGGACAACUAGCUGCUACUGUUGACAACCAAGGAGAGGCUGAGCAGUUCCUGAUGAAGCUGAUCAACCGCCCAAUCAUCGUCCUGCGUGGAGAACAUGGUUUCAUCGGGGCUCGUAAAGCAGGAACUGCGACUCUCGAUUCCAACCGAGCAUCCUAUGAUGUUUUCCAGCUGGAGUUCCACAACGGAGCGUACGCCCUGAAAGACUCCCAGGGGAAGUAUUGGUGUGUUGGAGAUGACACAGCAGUGGCGUGCAGCAGUGCCACACCUGUCCAGUUCCUCUUUGAGUUCUGCGACCUCAACAAGAUGGCAAUCCGUGCUCUGGGAGGGAAGUACCUUAAAGGAGACCACGCCGGGGGGCUAAAGGCCAGCGCCGACUCCGUGGAUAAUGCCACCCUUUGGGAAUACUGAGAAAGCACAACCGGACUCCACCAGUAUCUGACACGAUGCGUCUAACUAUUAAUAGAUCCUGUAGGUAGCUGUUUUUUUGCAUAAUAUGUGUGUGUGUGUGUAUGUGUAUGUGUGUGCGUGUGCGUAACUGAAUUUGUUUGGAUGAACAUGUGGUUGAAAUGAAAGCUGAUAAACUGGAAGUUAUUGCACCAAAGCACUUCAGGUGUUUUAUUGUUUUUCUUUCUCAAUCCUUAUCUCUUCUCCUUUUUACUGGAGAUUUGGAUUUCCAUUCACUCUUAAAUGAAUGAAUCAUUGUGUGGUUGAGCAUUAUUUGUUUCACUUACAGUCAAACUUUACACGAGCUGUACCUGAUAUACGUCGGGAUGAUUACUGCGAUUAUUAGUCGAGCCUAUCUGUGGUAACUACUGGUGUAAACGAACACGUAGACGCUAUAACUCAUAAUUUACAAUAUCUAACCUUCUCCUGUUCAGUGUCCUGCUGCCUCUAUUGCUCCGCUUUCAUCUCCUGCUCUCUUUCAAACUAUAAAGCAUAGCACACAUCAGAUAAAGGGAUGUUACUGAUUUACAUGUUUCAGCUGUAAAUAAUGCUUUUUCUUUGUCACUGAAUGCUUCAAAGACAGAGUAACCAUGGAAAACUAUGUGAAAAAAAGUGUUUCUAAAGAACAAAAUGGGAUGUGGCUGGCAGAUCUAACAUGUACUUCGCUUGUGCGCUACUUAAUGCACCUUUCCAGUUUUCUCUCCUCAAUCUUCAACGUGCAGACAGACUUAAUCUGUGUAGCCAGAUGUAUCGUCAGUAGUCUGUAGUCAAAAGUUUCCCUUCAAGACUACAUUCACUAUGUUAUUUCUGGUUCCUUAAAUGAAUGUACGGUUUCAAAGAAACAAAUGAAAGGAUUGGAUGAGUGAAAGAAGCUUUGAAAUUUACCCAGCAACUAAAGGAGCCUUCUUAGUUCAAAUGAUCAUCUUUUCUGUAAAAAGGAAGUGAUGCGUAGGGCCUAGUGGUCACCACACACUGCACACUCAAAAGCACAUUAAAUAGACUGAAAUAUGCAGUCAUAGAUAUAUUAAUUCCAAUUGUGACAAGCCAGCGACUCAAAAUCUGCACAAUAAUGUAGUCAGUGUUGACUUGAAAGAAAUUAAAAGCACAUGUUUGUUGUGAUGAAAUGUCUGCCUUAGAUUGGGUCCUGCUGCUGUUGUGUGAACACAAUGACGGAGUCAUCUCUCUGACGAUCGUUGUGGCUGUGCCUUCCAUUUCAGCCUCUUUUCAUGUUCUUAUACAUUUGACCUCAACUGAGUAAAAACCCCAAUAAAGUUU
Molecule: messenger RNA, 2934 nt
Organism: Scomber scombrus (Atlantic mackerel)
Lineage: Eukaryota; Metazoa; Chordata; Actinopteri; Scombriformes; Scombridae
Product: fascin-like
Exons: 5
Coding region: 151-1623 (490 amino acids)
Biological process (GO): cell migration; establishment or maintenance of cell polarity; actin filament bundle assembly
Cellular component (GO): lamellipodium; cytoplasm; growth cone
Molecular function (GO): protein-macromolecule adaptor activity; actin filament binding
Source: RefSeq, a predicted model, not a curated record